AUGGUACCUACAAUUAAAGAGUAUAUGGUCUUACUUCGCUUCGGUCUGCCAAACCCAGAUAAGAUUUACUGGUCCCAUAAGAGGCAUAUGGAUGAUGAUCAGGGAUUAGUGGCUAUGGCUAUAGCUUUAUAUAGACUGGUGAUCUUCUUAAAAGUCAUCGAAUAUGUUGAUAUUACAGUGGUAGAUUUUGUUGAUCAGUUAGCAUAUCAGGUCAAUGCAGCAUCGACUAUUCUGGCAGAAACCAUUCGUUCUCUAAGCUUUUGUCGUAGAAAUGUUGAACCAAUUCAAGUUCUUAAUCUGGAUAACAUGAAAGAAAAAGAAAAAGAAAAGCCAAAAGUUGAGGCUCAGAAAGACUCUAGAAUCAGCAUGCUAGAACAAAGGCUACGAGCUGUAGAAGGAAUUGGGUUUUAUGGCUCUGUUAAUGCUGUCGGGCUGUGUUUAGUCACAGAUGUGAUGAUAGGAAAUGCAAUCAAAAAUUUCAUCGUCAUGGUGAUUUUAAGAGAAAUUAUUGAGAGUGCCAUCAAGCAUGACAAGCUAGAAGGAAGGGAGGCAUCAAGUAAAAGAGCCCCAAAGAAAAAGGAGACUGAAGCUCAGACUAUUUGCUUGGAGAUCGGUGGGGUUAUGGGUUCUGUUACAAUUACUUUGCUUAUGUUGCUAUGUCUAGGAACUUCUAAACUUCGCUUUUCCGCCACAAACCACAACAUCACUUGCAUUCAGAGUGAGAGACAAGCUCUUUUGCGGUUUAAGCAAGAUCUCGAAGAUCCUUCAAACCGGCUAGCUGCUUGGACCCAUGAUGGAGAUUGUUGCAAAUGGGAUGGAAUUGUCUGUAACAAUGAAACUGGCCAUGUUAUCAAGCUCCAACUUGGGAGUUCUCGGGGUGUGUUUGCAUCAAAUGCUGAAGCUGAAGCAUAUGAAAGAUCGAAGUUGGGUGGUAAGUUGAAUCCUUCUCUGCUAGAUUUGAAGUAUUUAAGUUACUUGGACCUAAGCGAAAAUGGUUUCCGAGAAACUCCAAUCCCAACUUGGUUUUGGAACUUGUCUUCCAAUCUGUCCUACCUGAAUAUCUCUCGAAACCAAUUCCAAGGUAACAUUCCUGAUUUACUCACAAUGAUUCAUCCUCCCGUCGUAAUUGAUCUCAGCUCAAAUAAUUUCAGUGGCCCACUCCCUCGUCUUUCAUCUAAUGUGACUGCUGUAGAUCUUUCUAACAAUUCCAUGUCAGGAUCUACCUCUCAUUUCUUGUGCUACAAAGUGAAUGAGCCAAUGAAAUUGGAAGUUCUCAAUCUCGGCAAUAAUCUUUUAUCAGGAGAAAUACCUGACUGUUGGAAGAUGUUUCCAAGGUUGGUGGCCAUAAAAUUAUGUUACAACAAUUUCAGUGGUAAGAUUCCAAGUUCCAUGGGAACCUUAACUUCUCUUCAAUCAUUACACAUACGCAACAACAGUCUAGUUGGUGAAGUACCCUCUCUAAAAAAUUGCGGUGAAUUGCUUACUGUUGACUUUGGUGCUAAUCAACUUUCCGGAGACAUACCACCAUGGAUGGGAGAAAGGUUAUCAAAAUUAAUCAUCUUCAGCCUUCACACAAACAAGUUUAAUGGUACCAUACCUAAACAACUUUGUAACCUAUCAUCUCUUCAGAUCCUGGACCUUUCCCACAACAAAUUAUCAGGUGAUAUUCCGAGCUGUAUCAACAAUCUCAAUGCCAUGGCCUCGAGAAAUAAAUCCGAUAACAAGAUAUUUUAUAAAACGUCCAAGGGAAGCUUUUUUGAGGAUAUAUUACUUGUGAUGAAAGGAAGGGUGGUGGCUUAUAGCACUACCCUUAAACUAGUUAAAACAAUGGACCUUUCAGAUAACAAUUUAUCAGGUGAGAUCCCUGAGGAGGUGACAAGUCUUGUAGGCCUGCGAUCAUUGAAUUUCUCACAUAAUCUUUUGCUAGGAACCAUUCCUGCCAACAUUGGUGCAAUGGGAUCAUUAGAAUCUGUUGAUUUAUCAACAAACAACAUUUCUGGUGAAAUCCCUCCAAGUAUCUCUUACCUCACCUUCUUGAGUCACCUGAACUUGUCCUAUAACAAAAUUAGUGGGAAAAUCCCGACGAGUACUCAGUUACAAAGCUUAAGUGCGUCCAGCUUUCUUGGCACUGAGCUCCAUGGACCACCCCUAACUGAUAGCUCCAAUGCUGUGAAGUUCAGCCCCAGCGCAGGAAAAAACCUUGAUGAUCCACAUGAAGUGAACUGGUCUUUUCUAAGCGUGGAAUUGGGAUUUUGCUUAGGAUUCUUUGGUGUAUUGGUCCCUGUUCUGUACUAA
Molecule: messenger RNA, 2295 nt
Organism: Durio zibethinus
Lineage: Eukaryota; Viridiplantae; Streptophyta; Magnoliopsida; Malvales; Malvaceae
Source: RefSeq, a predicted model, not a curated record